Messenger RNA from Daldinia caldariorum, 1071 nucleotides. RefSeq names its product Allantoicase. Gene Ontology annotation, molecular function: allantoicase activity. The record is from RefSeq and is a predicted model, not a curated record. Lineage: Eukaryota; Fungi; Ascomycota; Sordariomycetes; Xylariales; Hypoxylaceae. The coding region runs from base 1 to 1071 and encodes 356 amino acids. The transcript is spliced from 2 exons. Gene Ontology annotation, biological process: allantoin catabolic process.
AUGGCUGAAGACAUCGAGUACAAAUUAGACGCCGUCAAGGCUACGCCUAUCGCCUCGGACGACAUCGAUAAGACUUUCCGAUCUUCCAGCAUCGACUUGAUUUCCGGAACGUUGGGAGGCAAGGUCCUAGGUUUCUCCGACCAAUGGUUCGCCGAUGCCGCCAACCUGCUGACGCCCACGCCUCCCAUCAGGCAGCCCGGUAAGAUGGUAUAUACGGGCGCCUGGUACGAUGGCUGGGAGACGCGGCGGCACAACCCGGAGCCCUUCGACUGGGUCGUCAUCCGGCUCGGCGUAGCGUCCGGGACCAUCGAGGGAGUCGAGAUCGACACGGCCUUCUUCUCGGGGAACCAUGCGCCCGCGAUCUCAGUUGAGGGGUGCUUCUCUGCCGAUGACGACGAGGUCCUCUCGUGGAAGGGGCAGCACGGGAAAUGGGAAACCAUCCUGGAUAUCCGGGAGUGCGGUCCCUCCCAGCGGUUCGCCUGGAAGCUGGAUAACCCCUCCACCUCGAAACAGUACACCCACGUUCGGCUCAACAUGUACCCGGACGGCGGCAUCGCGAGGUUCCGCCUGUUCGGCCACGCGGUGCCGGUCUUCCCGGAUGACGUCGACGCGGUUUUCGACCUGGCCGCCGCGCAGAACGGCGGGGUGGCCGUCUCCUGCAGCGACCAGCACUUCGGCACGAAGGACAACCUGAUCCUGCCGGGGCGGGGCAAGGACAUGGGCGACGGGUGGGAGACGGCGCGAUCCCGGACCAAGGGGCACGUCGACUGGGCCAUCAUCCGCCUGGGCGCCCCGGCGCUGAUCCAGAGCUUCGUGGUAGACACGGCCUUCUUCCGGGGAAACUUCCCUCAGAAGGCCAAGAUCGACGCUAUAGAGUGGACGGGGGCCGGGGAACCACCGGCGGAUGCUGAGGGCUGGACAGAGGUCCUCGAGCCGAGUAAGUGCGGUCCUGAUCAGGAGCAUAGCUUCGAGUCUAAGGUUAAGGACCGUCGGUUUACGCAUGUCAAACUUACUAUUAUCCCCGAUGGUGGAGUAAAGCGAUUGCGGGUACUUGCUAAGAGAGCUGUCUGA